CUGGGGACGAAUGUGGCGACAAGAGGAGAGUGGGGGGAGGGCUUCCUGAAGCCGAAGAUUCCGCCCCCUUAGGCGUCCCAGCGGCUCCGGCGCCUGGGGCUGGGGGGCUGCGGGGAGGCCCCAACCAGGAAGCAGCAGGACUGCUUUCCUGAAAACGUUACGGGCAGGAGGGUACGCCAGAUAGUACUGCUGGGGGCGGGGAAGUCCGCUGGAGAGCGCAGGAGCGGCGGGCGAAGAUUAGCCUAACUUUGAGGUCCGCCCUGUGCCCAGGAGGGUGGUCAAGUCUGCUUUCUGGAACACCGAGAUAGCACUGCCCUACAGAGGCCGACAUUAAAAUCGCAACUAGAGAACGGAGAGCGAGGCAUGCAGAACCAGGAGAAACAACCGCAAAAUCAGCAUCUUUCUAGAAAAGCUUUGGAAUAGGAGAGUGCUAUUCCACCCAGAAUGGAAGUGUGUCCUUACUGUAAGAAGCCAUUUAAACGAUUAAAAUCCCAUUUGCCAUACUGUAAGAUGAUAGGACCAGCUGUGCCUGCUGUUUGUCAGUCUAAGCAGGCUACACUCCCACGUGCUAAAAAAAUCAAAGGGCCAAUCAGAGACUCAGUUAAAGCAAAAGAGAAAGGGUUAGGGACAGAUAGUAAGAAAAGAAAUCCUGAACUGAAAGGGGACAGAUCAGAACAACAGACAGUUAAGUCCUCUCCACAACUAACUGUUGGUUUGGAAAAAACAAGUAAUACAAAGGCUGACAAAGACUUCAAGAAUCAAAUUCAACCCUCCCUCAAAAUGCUAAAAAACACUGAACCGAAGGUUACUUUCCAGGGAGAAACUACAGCUCAGUUUUCUGCAUCAGAAAACACCACUCCUAAAAAAGAGCUUGCCGAAGAUUUGUCUAAAUCAGGGGAAAGUAGAAAUAACCCUUCAGAAACUGAAGCUUCUUUAGCUCUUGGCCCAAUGGAACCUUCUCUGUCAAAUCAAGAUAGGAAAUAUUCUUCGGCUUUCCCUAAUGAUGUACAAGCCACUUCUGCUGAUUUAAGAUUGGACAGAGCGGAUGCCCCAAGACAGAACCUUCUCCUAAAAUUACUAGAUAUGCCUCUGGGCGAUUAUCACAGUUCUCCCAUGAAUCUCAAUUCCGGGGUUAAAAGGGUAAGCAUAUCAUCAAGCAGUGAGAGGGAUUCCAAGGCCGGGGAUCACCUCUUGGGAGUCUCUACCAGAGACUCUGGGAAUUGGGAAAAGAACACAGAAUCACAAAUUGCAGCUUUUAAGGUUAGCCCGUUAGAUAAAAUCCAGGUCAAGGAGAACCAGGGAAAAGGACUUGACGUUGGAGCAGAGGCAUGUGGGAGCCAAGGAAAUGCAGAGAAAAGUGCAUUUGCAACAGACAUGCAGGAAUGGGCUGCCGUGAGCGAUGAUUCAGUCAUGGAGAGGAAAUCUCGAGGUGAAGGCCCCGAUUUAGAGUUGCUUACGCCAACGGAGACAAAUUGCAGUGAGCUCUCUGUAUCACAGUCACGUAAUCAAAGUCUUGCUUCUCUGGCUAUGAAAUUCCUCCAAGAAGAGAAGGCAGAAGCCUGCAGCCAUAAACAAGUCCCUGCUAUGAAGGCAUUGACGAAGAGUGAGGGGCAAGCUUCUCUGACACCCACGUCGGGCUGUCGGCCGCCAGCAUCGCACCCCAGGGGCCAGCAUUCUGCACAUUCAACCCAUCAUCACGCUUUUAAAAGCCCCUUCACAGGUCAGAUUGGUGCCACCGACAGAAAGACCCUAUCCAGCUCCCUGGGGCUGGAGUGGUUUCCAGAGCUCUAUCCCGGUUAUCUUGGACUCGGGGUGUUGCCGGGGAAGCCUCAGCAUUGGGGCACAUUGGCCCAGAAGCCUGCGCUCAUCAGUACCCAGGGGGAAAGCUGCUCACAAGUUCCUUUGUUGGAAAGAAGUUCGACGGCGGUAAGAAGUUUGGAAGCCCCGGCCAGCCUCACAACCUCCAGCUUCUCUCUAAGGAGGCUCUUGGGAGCUGUCCAAACAGGCUGGAUCAGGUGUCGCACCACCGUGAAGGGCAGAGGAGUCGGUGGCAUCAUGAUGCUCUUCACAGGGUACUUCGUCCUUUGUUGUAGCUGGAACUUCAAGCAUCUGAAAAGCAUGCCAAGCCCUGCCCCAGAUGGACAGGACGCCUCACGGGCUCCUGUGUUGGAGGGAUGAAGAGGACUGGGGAUCUCCGCUCUGAAGCAUUUGGUUAGGAAACGCGAAAGGAGGAGAAGCCUUUCUGGACUCAGCACCUAAGCGCCUGAGUGUUGCCCCCUCAGCUCCCCACCGCGUGUGAGUGCAGUGGUGCCGGCAAGAGUAAGCUCACAGCUCCCCAGGGUUGUCAUCAAGAUCAUUUUUGUCCCUACUGUAAGUAAACUAGUGCCACUUGUAAUCAGAAUGCUAAAACAUCAUGAAAGGGUUUAACUCCGUUAGAUCACGAUAAAUACUUUACAUCUCUGAAAAUAAGUUCCUUAAUGAGAAAAGCGAACUACUUAAUGACCCAUCAGUCCUGAAGGGAUAUCUGCUGCUUAUUGCCCGGUAUGUUGUGUUAGUUUCAGGUGUACAGCAUGGUGAUGCAGUUAUACAUAUAUAUAUCUAUCUAUGUGUAUGUAUUCUUUUACAGAUUCCUUUCCCUUAUAGUUGAUUACAAAAUUUCAAGUAGAGUUCCCUGUGCUACACAGUAGGUCCUUGUUGAUUAUCUGUUUUAUAUAGAGUGGUGUGUAUCUGUGAAUCCCAACCUCCUACUUUAUCCCUCCCCCCACCCCACCCUUUUCCCCUUUGGUAACCAUAAAUUUGU
Mesoplodon densirostris (Blainville's beaked whale) is the source of this 2800-nucleotide messenger RNA. It is a transcript of the gene MTNAP1, whose product is annotated as chromosome 18 C17orf80 homolog. The transcript has 6 exons. Lineage: Eukaryota; Metazoa; Chordata; Mammalia; Artiodactyla; Ziphiidae. The record is from RefSeq and is a predicted model, not a curated record. The coding region runs from base 445 to 2178 and encodes 577 amino acids.